Messenger RNA from Cydia amplana, 5334 nucleotides. RefSeq lists its product as uncharacterized. The transcript has 26 exons. The record is from RefSeq and is a predicted model, not a curated record. Lineage: Eukaryota; Metazoa; Arthropoda; Insecta; Lepidoptera; Tortricidae. Bases 369 to 5264 code for a protein of 1631 amino acids.
UGCAGAUAUAACAUUGAAAUAUUUGCAAGUCCCAGUUGCAUUAAUUGACUUGUAAACAAUUGAUGUGUUGAAUACAAAUUAUAUGUGGAGAAGUAGUUUAAGUAAGAAGUUGGUGAUCAUAUGAUUGUGUAACCUUGAAUUUAGGACACAAUAAUGUAAGUAUUUUGAGCUAAGGAUGUUGUAAGUAUCAAUUUACUUAAUACGUGAUCUGUUGAACUUAAUUAAAAAGCUAUACUAUUCUUAGCUUUGUGAUUUGUGUUACAGUAACGGCAGCAGAAGAUUGAAGAUUGUGCUUGAGUGGAAUUAGGUUAAUAAGGAAUAGUUUAUGACCGUUUGAGGUCAUAAACUGUCAAGUGUAGUGCGUCAGUAUGGACCUGCCCGACUGCCCUCCUGGAGCUGAAGGCUACCAAGACUCUGUUACUGAAGUUCCCAAGAAGCCGGAGCUUGAAGACUCAUCAUGCACUAAGGCGGAGCAGGAAUUCCAAGAGCAUUUGAACAGCCUGCGCAUCAGCUGCGAAGAUGGCAACCAGCGCUGCAUGGUGGAGCGCCGCGGGCGCGACGUGUCCGGGAAGUGGAUCUACCUCUGCUACCCGUGUGCCGCCGUCUGCAGCGGCGAGACUAUUCUGCAGACACACAUUUCGGGGAAAAAACACAAGAUCAAGAUAGCAAUGAGAAAUGUUUGGCCGCUAAGUCUUUUCGACGACCACCCUUUCAUACAAACGGAACGAGGGACUAAAACAGAAGCAACGGAAAAGGUGUUGCAAAAGAUGGCGCAGGAAGUGGACAUGCACAACAAAAACGCCUCCGAGUUUGACAAGAAGUACGGCAAAUACAGAGAUGUCACAUGUCACAUACAAAGCAUAGUAGAUAAUGUCACGGCGCCGCUGCUGGGGCUGGAGUACCUGGUGGAGCACCCGCCCGAGCAGGCGCACUACGAGCCCUCCUACACAUGCACCUUGUGCUCCAAGCAGGGCCACCCGCGCACCAUCAUCAACCACAUGACAUGCUUUUGGCACAGAUACAAUUAUCUUGUGCGCCACUUCGCGAAGGCAUGCAGCCUCAUGACGCCGUACCGCGCGCAGCCCAAGUACCGCGAGGGCGUGGCCGUCAUCAUGAACCGCCUGGCGCAGCGCAUCGAGGACAAGUACGGCCGCCAGCGGCCCGUGCACAUCGACAAGGAGGAAUAUGACAACGAUAAGGAGAGUAUUCACCAGUGGAUAUUCAAAGGCUUCCAUUUCUCUGAAACUAACGGCCCUACCUUCGAAGAAGUGGUCGACAUCGAUCUAAUCAACACGUUACUGAAAUCAGAUAACGACUCAAAACUGGCAUUGAGGAGCAGAGACAAAGAUCCAUCCCCGCCUCACGUGGCUGCGCCGUCUAAACCUCAUUUCAACGCAUUCACGCGACAGGGGCGGCGGCAGGAGCGGCGGCGGUCGUUGGACGCGCUGUCGGACAUCAGCGACGAGCCGGAGCCCCGGCGCCGCGGCCUCGAGCCCCCGCCGCGCGCCCGCCCCGAGCCCCCGCACGACCGAGACCCGCCCAGACACUUGCCCGAUGUUACUUGCCGACCGUCGCCAGUCGGCCUUAAAGUUAAAAUUAUUGAAUGCAUAAUUGUAAAUAUUAGGGGCAAGUACGACCACCAGCGGCCGCGUUACGAGCCUUACCCGGACAAGCGGCGCACCAGCCCCUACCGCUCGCGCUUCGCCAUCCGGAACCCCCCCACCGAGAAGCCUCGCCCCAGCGACAAGCAAAGACCACCGAACUACGCAUACAAGCUAAAGCUCGCUGAAGACAAGCGCACGAUCGCUGAAGAGUCGGCGCAGAAAACCCUCGCCUACCACGAGAAGAACCCGGAGAAGCACCCGCUCUACCCCGAGGAGUGGAAGAAAUUCUGGAACAGGCGGUACAAAGAAAUACAAGCUGAGGGCAAGGAUCCAUCGAAACACGAUUUUAAGCCAGAAUGGAUCGUGUUUUGGACGGCGCGCAUGAAAGAAUUGCACGACGCCGAAUUGAAGGUGGUAGUGAACGAAAUCUACCGAAAACUUUGUAUCUCACCACCCGACAUGAGACCGCGGUCGCCCGAGCUGAAGGCGAAGUCGAUGGAGCGGCGUAGGUCUCCGGAGGCCCGGCGCCGCUCGCCGCCCAAGCGGCGCUCGCCCGAGCCGCGCGAGCGCGCGCGCGCCCGCUCGCCCGACCCGCGCCGCCGCGAGCCUCACUUCGAGCCGCGCCGCAAGUCGCCCGCCCGCCGCGUGUCCCCGGACCCGCGGCAUCACCGCAGAGCGCGCAGCCCCGUGCGUACCAACUUCACACUGGAGUCGGUGCGCCGCAGCCGCAGCCCGCUGUCGCGGCGCGAGGCCGAGCUGCGCAACCGCAGCCCCGCGCCGCCCGCGCACCCGCACCACGCCGCGCCCAGCAUGCAGACCGUCACCAUCUCCGAUGACGAACUUAAGAUCGAUGAGAACAUAUCACCGUGGAAUUCGGACGACAUGGAUUCAAUAGGGUCAGUGCCGGAGGCGCGGUCGCCGGGCACUCGCGCGGGCAGCGUGGCGUCGCGCGGGUCGCGGUCGCGGCGCGAGUACCGCGGGCCGCUCGCGCCCGCCGCCGCGCCGCAGGACCUCGGCCCGCCCGAGAACGUGGUGGUCACGCUGCGGCUGCUGGUCGCGCUAGAGGACUACCUCGGUAGUCUUGGACCUAAAAUAGUAGACUUGCUCACCGAGGCUAUCCGAAUGGAAAAGGACAAAGCGAACUCUUCGGAGGAGCUCCUGGAGCGAGAGACGGCGGUGGUGCUGAUCGAGACGGCCAAGGAGAAGCUGAAGGGCGCCGUGCAGGCGGGGCUCGUGGCCGCCGCCGCCGCGGGCGCCGUGCGCGGCGCCAUCGUGCGCGCCGCCGCCACGCUGCACGUGGCCGACACGCGCGCCCACAAACACAACAAGGUAUACCUACUGCAAGGAGAAGCUGAAGGGCGCCGUGCAGGCGGGGAGAAGCUGAAGGGCGCCGUGCAGGCGGGGCUCGUGGCCGCCGCCGCCGCGGGCGCCGUGCGCGGCGCCAUCGUGCGCGCCGCCGCCACGCUGCACGUGGCCGACACGCGCGCCCACAAACACAACAAGGCGGGGCUCGUGGCCGCCGCCGCCGCGGGCGCCGUGCGCGGCGCCAUCGUGCGCGCCGCCGCCACGCUGCACGUGGCCGACACGCGCGCCCACAAACACAACAAGGCGGGGCUCGUGGCCGCCGCCGCCGCGGGCGCCGUGCGCGGCGCCAUCGUGCGCGCCGCCGCCACGCUGCACGUGGCCGACACGCGCGCCCACAAACACAACAAGGCGGGGCUCGUGGCCGCCGCCGCCGCGGGCGCCGUGCGCGGCGCCAUCGUGCGCGCCGCCGCCACGCUGCACGUGGCCGACACGCGCGCCCACAAACACAACAAGGAGAAGCUGAAGGGCGCCGUGCAGGCGGGGCUCGUGGCCGCCGCCGCCGCGGGCGCCGUGCGCGGCGCCAUCGUGCGCGCCGCCGCCGCGCUGCACGUGGCCGACACGCGGGGCUCGUGGCCGCCGCCGCCGCGGGCGCCGUGCGCGGCGCCAUCGUGCGCGCCGCCGCCACGCUGCACGUGGCCGACACGCGCGCCCACAAACACAACAAGGUAUACCUACUGCAAGGAGAAGCUGAAGGGCGCCGUGCAGGCGGGGCUCGUGGCCGCCGCCGCCGCGGGCGCCGUGCGCGGCGCCAUCGUGCGCGCCGCCGCCACGCUGCACGUGGCCGACACGCGCGCCCACAAACACAACAAGGGUUUAAAGAGCGGCUCGAGCGCAGCACAGGCAGGCGGCGCGGGCGCGGGCGCGGGUGCGGGGGUGUCGGUGGCGGGCGUGGGGUCCGUGGACCGCGCGCAGAUCGCGCAGCAGAUGGCCGCCGCGCUCGUGGCGCAGGGCAAGACCGACGUCUCUUCAGAGGAGCUCGCGCAGCUCGUCGACGCCGUGGUCGGGAUAGCAGAAGAAAAGAAACGACAAGAACAAUCCAAGAAAAGGAUGGAACAAAAAGUGACUGUUGCUCCACCCGCCAAGACCGUCAGUGGAACCGCUUCGGCCUUGCAAAUGUUGCAGUCAGCUUAUGACGAGAACGACAAGAAAGCGGAAAAGGCGGACGCACCAGACGCUAUGGACGGAUUAUCAGACUCUGAUCUGGAGACAUUGUUAAAAAACUUUAACGAGCUUUCGGCGGAGGAACAGCACAGCCUCAUAGCAUACCUGAAGAAAUUAGAAGCGCGUGAGCCUCAGCGGGUGGAGCGACUUAGGCAGUACGUGAGCGCAGCCGCAUCGCCCGGCGCGCCCGCCGCCGGCGCCGCCGAAGCCCUCGGCGCGCCCGCGGACGAGCCGCCCGCGCGCACCGAGACGCCGCGCGCCGCGCCCGAGCGCAAGCCCGCGCCCGCGCCCGAGCCCGCCGCCGCCGUUAAACCCGUCGCCAUCGACAGCGAUGAUGACGACUACACCGUUGAGGAGGUAUUCAAAUCUGUAACAGAAAAAGUAAAAGAAGACCAGAUACGUCAGGAAAUGGAGAUUGUCAAGAAAUCUUUGGAAGAGACGAAACCAGAAACGGUCGCAAGCGAAGUAGUGAGAGCUCCUCUGACUGAUGUAUCCAAAAACAUGUCGUCAGCGGCCAACUUGCUGGCACUAGUGCAAGCUUCGAUCCAGUCCUCGGCGGCCGCCACGGGCUCGCUCGCACCUCCCUUGGGCGUGGUCGCCAGCACCCUACAGCCGAGGUCUUUCGGCGAUAUGCCGAUCCCGCCGGUUCACGGCGAGCCGAACAAACCGCAAAUGCAAACCGUUCCCAUAACGACACUGGCCGCUCCACCCGCCCACCAACUCGACGGCUACAACAACCUGCAGCACCAUGCUCCCUUCACUAAUCACCAUAGCUCAUUAGCGGUACCUAUACACGACAGGCCCAAUUUUGGCGGAAAUAACAAUUCUCAUAUCAAUGUUUGGGAUCAAAGACCGAUGCAUAAUAUGCCAGACGUAAGAGGUUCUAUGUUAAGGGCUCCCGGAUAUAGUAAUUAUGGGCAAAACAAUCCGUACAACCAACAAGGACCCAGGGGUAAUUUCAUGAACGGUAGAAUGCAGGACAGUUACGAUACGAGGCAGGAUGGGAUGAGUCAACAGUUCGAGCGAGCCCAGUAUGAUCAAAACAAUUAUGGUCGUAGAGGAGGCGGCGGAGGCCGAGGUCAUUUCGGCGGUCCUGGGGGUGCCAAGAGGGGCCGAGGACGCGGCUAUUACUAAAUUUCGAGUUUAAAUUUUCAUUGACUCAUAAUAGAAGAAUACCUAACUCGUGGUUCUAUUCAUAGAUUGA